Myotis brandtii (Brandt's bat) is the source of this 3762-nucleotide messenger RNA. It is a transcript of the gene TMEM74B, whose product is annotated as transmembrane protein 74B. NCBI's taxonomy places the organism in Eukaryota, Metazoa, Chordata, Mammalia, Chiroptera, Vespertilionidae. The record is from RefSeq and is a predicted model, not a curated record. The coding region runs from base 115 to 813 and encodes 232 amino acids. The transcript has 2 exons.
UCUGCUUGGCAGACGGUUUCUCAGACUUCCCUUAUUUUUGAUGACUGUGAUCGUUUUGAGGAGUACUGUUCAGCUGCCAAGGGGCCAAGGGAUGAGCUGGGGCCCUCCUUCCCAAUGGCAUCUCCCCCUGGUCUGGAACUGAAGACACUGAGCAGUGGUCCCCAGACCCCAAGGAGACCAGCUCCUCUAGGCCUCGUGGCCCCAUCCAGGCAGGGUGUGGAGAACGCCUGCUUCUCCUCGGAGGAGCAUGAGACCCGUUUCCAGAACCCUGGGGAUGUCAGACUGGGCAGCUCCCCCAGCCCUCCCGGGGGUGCACCCUCAAGGCCCCGGUCCCAGCGGGAUGACCUGUCCCUGCACUCAGAAGAAGGGCCAGGCCUGGAGCCCGUGAGCCGCCCGGUGGAUUAUGGCUUUGCUUCUGCUCUGGUUUUCCUGGUGAGUGGGAUCCUCCUGGUGGUGACAGCGUAUGCCAUUCCCCGUGAGGCCCAUGUCAACCCGGACUCGGUGACAGCGCGCGAGAUGGAGCGGCUAGAGAUGUACUACGCCCGCCUGGGCUCCCACCUGGACAAGUGCAUUAUCGCGGGCCUGGGGCUGCUCACAGUGGGCGGCAUGCUCUUGUCCGUGCUGCUGAUGAUCUCCCUGUGCAAGGGCGAGCUCUACCGCCGGCCGACCUUCGUCCCCUACAGGGGCUCCAGGAAGACCUAUGGCUCCAUUAACCUGCGCAUGAGACAGCUCAGUGGGGAUGGGGGCCAGGGCCUGGUGGAAAACGAAGUUGUCCAGGUCUCAGAGACCAGCCGCACGCUCCAGGGGUCUUAAUUAGGAGCUCCCCUGAUCUGAAACCCAAGGCUACAAGCCCCCCAAGGCCUUGGGUUUUAGACUGAGCUCCACACAGGGGCCUAGGGCAGGAGUCUUGGGUGCUGGAAGGGGAGGCCAGGGCCGGGCUCAGGCUCCCCUGCAGAGGGUGGCCCCCUGAUCUGUUUUGUAGCUUGAGGUUUUGUAUAAGUUUUGUUCGGAGAUGGCUUCUGCUGCUAAAAAUACAGAAGUUCAGAAACUGCUGCCCUUGGAGGAUGAGGUUUCUUGGCAUUUCUGACAAUUGAGAGCAGUUUGAAAGGCUGCCCAUCCUGUUCCUCAUGCCUUGGGAAAUUCCAGAAUCUCUGUAUACAGUCUUCAUCAGCAAAGUGUGGGUGCUGGGCGACUUUGGAGGGACCCCUUUCAGCCCUGACCAUCUAAGGUGGGAGGUGGCUUCACAAUGAGGGGAGAAGUCAGCACUGGGGUGACCCUCCCCUCUCCAGGACUCUGUCCCCCUGACUGUAAAGUGAGGGUUGGACUGGACGAUCCCUUGGGCGCCUCCAGUUCUGCCCUAGGAUGAGCGCCAUUAUCUGCCUCUGGCCACUCCUUCAGGGAGAAAGGUGUUCGGCAGGUACUGACCAUUCUCUGUGCCGUUUUCUGGGCCGCUUCAGGAGCUCUCACAGCCCUGCUAGAGUUCCCUAAGCCUCCCGGUGAUGCCAGGUUAAGUCCAAAAUUCGCUACAGCCUGGUUUUGGUCUUGGGAUUGAAUUUCCUGCAGUGACUAGAUCUUAGCACACAUUUCACAAAGUCAAGUGCACAGUUUUCACCAACUCCCUGAACAAGAGGGGUCUUUUAUGCAAGAAAGGGUGAGGGCUUUGCUGUGUUUCUAUGGACACGAGGUGGCCCUGCAUUACCUCCCCCUUCUCCAUAGUAUUUCUCGUGGGCCUGACUUUAUUCUGAUAGCAGAAAAAAAAAUUUUUUUUAGUGCUGAAUUUGUAAUCUCUCCCUCUCCUCCAGCCCUUCUCAGCAGUAAAGUGCAGUCCCGAAAUAUCUGGGGGGGAAUCAGGCACAUUUGGGUGGCCUGGAAACUCUGAUCACGGUUUGUUCGUUUCUCUUGUGGAGUGUUCCCAGGCUCUGUCCAGACUCUUUUUAAACUACGGACAAGGAAAGGAAGUGAGUUCUAGGGGGCAAGGAGAUACAGGUGUUUGAGGACUGGGGGAGACUCUGUCCAGUCUGAAUGGCCUGGGAAGGCUUUGAGAGUCCAUGCCUUCUAGGCCAUGGGCGGGAAGGGGUCAUUUCAGUGAGCCCCCUGACUCCGUGCAGAUCCUGUUUCACUCCAUCUCCACUGGCCAUGUGGGCCUUGGAUCUGACUGUCCCUUGGGGGUGGGCAGGUGGGGUGGGCAUGGGGUCUGUAGGCUAGAGCAGCCCUGAUUAGAGCUGUAACCUGAGCCUCCAGUCUGGUGAGUGGCACAUGGGGCAGUGUAACAUCACAGCUUCUAUGGGAGAUCAAGUAUCUGCUCCUGCCGGCAGGUUUUGCCAGAAGCAGAGGGCUAGGGGAGGGCUGGAGGGCACAAGGGCUGUUCAGCUUGGCCUGCCAGGUGCUGCUCCUGGUGAUGAAGGGAUGUGGUGCAAAAAGAACAAGGCUUCAAGAUGUGGAGAGAUUCACAAGCCAGGGCUUCCACCACGGUGCCCAUUUCCCCUGGGCUCCCCGUGAGGAGUGGAUGCAGAAAGUGGCACGAGCCAUUCUAGGGAAACGACAGUAGAACUGAGCAUCCCAAAUGAUGAGCCAAGGCCCUUCAAAUUCAUAAUGAUAAUAAAAACACAAACCCAGGCCAUAUGGGUUCCUGGGAUAGUGGGGGGCCCAUUUGGAGACUAGACCCGUGGAGUAGAUGCACCUGGGAUCAUCAGUUCCUAUAAUUUAAAUGCAAUGAAUUGUAUUUAGGAGCUAAAUCAGAAGAUGAAAUCCCAGGAAUCUCAGGUUUUCUCUAAGCCAGAGAAGCCUGCUUUGCAUCCUAAUGCAGAAAUUCCUUUAGAAAAUGUGUGUAAUGGAUUGAGGCAGUCAUUACCUUGUCAGUGAAUUAGGAAAACCUGAGAGAUGCCAAAAACAUUUCUCCAAGGUUGCAGCUGAACUCUCCCAGCAGUGGAUGGGAAUGAGGUUAGGGAGGAGUCAGCAGGGAGGGUGGCAGAGGGAGCCGAGAACUUCCUUUGCAGGAUUUUGGGGGGUACGUGUGGAGUGGUCCCACAGGACCGGUGGCCACUGGAAUGGGGCUCACCUCCAGGAACGGCCUCUCCCACCAGACAUGCUACUGGGGCGCAAGUCUUGCUUCUCCUGGCGCAUUAGAACAGAUAGCGACUUGGGAGUUGGGAAAACUGGGUUUGAACCCAGGCUCUGCUCUUUACUGGCUGUGUGACAUUAGGCAAGUUAUACUCCACCUCCGAGUAUAUUGCCUUCUUUAUCUGUGAGGUGAGAAGAAUGAAAGCUCGGGCUCAGGGAGGUGGUAAGAGAUGAGCUAGAGACCUGCAUGGUCCGGUCAGUGCUCGCUCUCCUCCCUGCCUCAGUGGAGACAACUGGAUUAGGCCUAAAACCUCAGGGUCAACUGCCUUUAUUCUCUCACGCCUCCUUCUACCCAUCGGCAGAUCUUUGUUCUGUCUUCAGAAUCUGACCCUCUGCUGCCCCCCCUCUGCUCCCCAUUCAGCCUCCACUCUGCAGCCAGAUGAAUCCUGUGAAAAGGUUAAUUGGGGCAGGUCACUCCUCAGCUCAGAACCUUCCAAUAUGGCUCCCUCUCACUCCAGGCAAAAGCAGAAGUUGUUGCCCUGUCAAAAGGAGGGUUUACCGUGCAGGCCCCUCACUUGCAUAGGCUCCAAGGUCCCGAGUCAAGUUUUUAUUUAUAAUUUUAAUUUUUAAAAGGAUGACCCCCUAAAUUGCCUAAGUUUUAGGUCCCUCACAAGCCUAUAUAAUAAAAGCCUGAUAUGCAAA